This is a messenger RNA of Chlamydomonas reinhardtii, 1523 nucleotides long. RefSeq lists its product as uncharacterized. The record is from RefSeq and is a predicted model, not a curated record. The transcript has 8 exons. Lineage: Eukaryota; Viridiplantae; Chlorophyta; Chlorophyceae; Chlamydomonadales; Chlamydomonadaceae. Bases 120 to 662 code for a protein of 180 amino acids.
CUGUCGGACGCUUGCUGCAUACCGGGUUCGUAAUUUCUUCGGAGCUCCCUUGCUGGUUUCGUGCGCAUCGGCAUUCGCAAAAGUUUGCAGCACUGCUGUGUGGUCAGCACGAAGCUUAAAUGGGGCGCAGAGAUCCAUACGAGGGCGAUGCGCCGUCGGGCCCGGGCGGCGCCUUCAAGAUGAUGUCGCUGCUGGGCCACUCGCGCCACCAGUCGUCGGGGACCGUGGGCUUCUUCAUCAAGAGCCUGUCGGUGUCGGCCUGCAGCAGUGUGGUGUUCGGCAUCAGCAGCUACAUGUGCUUGUCCUGGGCACUGGGGCCCGUGCUGCCCUUCCUGGGCGGCUCGGCGUUUGGGUUCGUGGGCGGGCUGGUGCACCGCUACCGCGUGGACCUAGACGAGGCCCGACUGAUGACCGUUCGCUACCCCCGCGUCAUAGAGCACCACGUCCGACAGGUCGAGCCAAUGGAGCUCACCUCCACCCCCGGCGGCUUUGAGGCCUGGCUGGCGGGCGUGCCUGGCUCCCUCAAGCGGCAGGGGGUGCUGGUGGCGGCGCUGUACUCGGCCGCCGACACCAUCAGCAAGCUGCAGGACGAGGAGGAAGAGCGAAUUCUGGAGGAAAGCUACCGUGGAAGGGAGGCUGCAGCAGCAGCAGCAGACGAGUAAGGUGGCGGCGCUGCGGCAUCAGGAGGUGGGUACAGGUGUGGUGCGGCGGCGGCAGAAGACGAGGCAGGGGUAGUGGUGGCCACGGUUCUGACAGGGAGUUUUGAUAAUGCGAGGGAGGACAGCGCAACAGCAUUCAGCUCGCUACUAGCUGAGUUCGCCCCAGCCUCGGGCGCUCGGUUUUACGAUCAGCACUGCCGUAUGCGCAACCCUGGGUCACGGUAAAGCUGUACUGGUAAUACUGAGAGGGGCCCGGGCAGUCUCCUGGCGCGGGCAACAUCUUUCCAUGAUCGUCGAUGCCUGUGCUGGGUGCAAUUUGUUCCUCGGGACUCAACUAUACUAUCCGCUUGCUCCCUUUGCCAUGUCCCUGCCGGCGCUGGGGCACAUUGCGCGCGAGCGUGUGCGGACGGGCUAGGUGUACGUGUGUGGGGGCACGCGCGGAAGGUGUGCGACUUUCAUUUUUGGUUGUGGGCACUGUGCAUCAUUGCGGGGCGGUCCUGAUGACGGGCGUGUGAGCCUGCGUGCACUUCAUGCUCGUAUGUGGUUGAAAUCGUGAUGCGUGGUUGGUGGAUGAGGACGAGGGUACUGGAACCGUGACUGGAACGCGCGGGAACGCGUAUGCAAGUCCCACCAGGUCCCACACGUUGAAGGUAUCGCGUGCGCCGCGAACUGCAUUCAUACUGGCGUGAGCACACACUGCAUGCUGAACUAUUAUUGGUUGGUUGAUUGCGCGUGUCACGGAGAAUGGGCCUGAGACCAGUACGGGCGGGGUUGCUGCACGGCUGAAAGGGGACCUGGGUAUGCCUCAGAGCUGGACCCGCUCUUGACCUUACAACAGUCAACUUGCUGUAAAUGCUGAGCUCU